Molecule: messenger RNA, 492 nt
Organism: Epithele typhae
Lineage: Eukaryota; Fungi; Basidiomycota; Agaricomycetes; Polyporales; Epitheliaceae
Exons: 1
Coding region: 1-492 (163 amino acids)
Source: RefSeq, a predicted model, not a curated record
AUGCUCUCCUCCUCCCGCGCAUCCCUCCUGAGGCUGGCCUCGGUCUCGCGAGCUUCAAGGGGUCUAUGUAUGCGCUAUCAACACACCAUCCCUCAGAUUGACUCAACGUGCAUCCCCCUCAAGCCGACUUGGUCGGUCAACAAGCUGCUUUCAUCCUAUCCCCGCCCGACAAUCACCCCAUCGACGCUGAAGAGGCUUCACGAACUGUCGGCGCUGAUACCUCCGGCAGAAGGCACGCCUCAACAUGAUAAGCUAACUCGCGAAAUGGAAGAGCUUGUGAAGCUCGUGGAGGCCGUCAAGCUCGUUGACGUGAGCGAUGUCGCAGAGGAUGGCGCAGUGCCGGACGGCAGGAUAUGGGUCGCGGGGGAAGGUAUCAACCUGGAUGCCCCGACGCAAGACGUGGACGAGGUGGACGGGCGCGCUUUACUGGCACACGCGUCGCGGACUAUUGACGGCAUGUACGUCGUGGAGUCAGACAAGCCUCGGGGUUAG